Capra hircus (goat) is the source of this 1674-nucleotide messenger RNA. RefSeq names its product small nuclear RNA activating complex polypeptide 5 (gene SNAPC5). Gene Ontology annotation, cellular component: nucleus. The record is from RefSeq and is a predicted model, not a curated record. The coding region runs from base 73 to 372 and encodes 99 amino acids. Lineage: Eukaryota; Metazoa; Chordata; Mammalia; Artiodactyla; Bovidae. Gene Ontology annotation, biological process: transcription by RNA polymerase II; transcription initiation at RNA polymerase III promoter. The transcript has 3 exons.
UUCCGCUUCCGGUAGCACGGAGGUGGCGUCAUCAUCGAGCGACCCGGCGAGCCGCCGGCGUGACGGGUCGAGAUGUUGAGCCGGCUACAGGAGCUGCGCAAGGAGGAGGAGACGCUGCUCCGCUUGAAAGCGGCUCUUCACGACCAGCUAAACCGGCUCAAGGUUGAAGAGCUGGCCCUCCAGUCGAUGAUUAGUUCUAGAAGAGAAGGUGAGAUACUGCCCUCUCAGCCUGCACCUGAACCAUCACAUGAUCAGAUGCUGAUGCAUGUAGACAAUGAAGCAUCAAUCAACCAAACUGCACUGGAGCUGAGCACAAGGAGCCAUGUGCCAGAAGAGGAGGAGGAGGAGGAAGAGGAGGAGGAAGAUUCCUGAAGGGGAGAAGAGCCCGGGUUAGUCAUGCAAGUUAAUUUCUAAGUCUCAGAGACUUUCUCUCUUCAAAGAAUUCUCAUGGGCCCUAUAGCCUGCUUUAAAAGGAAUCAAGAACUUCAGGAGAAUGUGUAGUUGUAAACAUGGUUCCAUCAAUAACUCAGGUUUCAGAGUGCUUUAACAAAAGUUGGUGACAUAUAGAAAAGCAAAGAUGCAGUGUUUCAGUAUUGAGCAGUAUGGGUGGUGCUGUGUUUAUAGGCUGGUCAGAUUGAAUAAUUGUAUUCUAAGCAAAAAACUUCCUCUGAAAUGCUAUUGAGAAGUUCUGGCAUCUGCAAAAAGGGCAGAGUUUAAAUACAAGGCAGCCUUGCAGCCAACAAUGCCUCUAUUAAGAAAACCAAUUAAACACUGUUUGCAUGCCACUGAACCCUUGUGAGCAGAGCGAGGCUAUAGUCUGGGAGAGAGAUGACAAAGAGGAAGGCAGAGGGCCCCUUGAGAGCACAGCUGCUGCCACCCCUCAGUGACGUCGUAAACUGACUGCUAACAUGCCGUGUGUGGCUGCCUCACACCUCGGUCCAUGUGUGGCUGCCAUCACACCUCGGUUGAGACAUCAUUAUGGUAAAAAUGUGCUUAGAAAUAAGUCACAGAUAAAUAGCUGUUACGCGGCUUGCCACUUUCCAGACAACAACAGACCAAAGGAUCAGUUCCUCUGGGGUGAACGAUACAGUAGCAUGGUUUAAACCCAUUUCUAGACUUAGGCAUUGUGCCACUGAAGAAGGAUCACGAGGCUCGGGAGAUUGGAUUUCGUAAUAAAGAACUGACAGUUAACAGAAUAAGAGACACUUCAUAUUAAGCUGACACUCAUUUUUGCAUAUUGUCUCUUUUCCAGUGAAUACACAAAUAUGUAGUUGCUUGAUUUUAUAAAAGUAAUUUGCCCUGCCCAGAAAUAGAAAAGCCAAACAAAACACAACCUCCUCAAGCACAGCUUCUUGCAUAACUGUUCUAGGAGAGAGCAUAGACAUAUUUGUUAAUUGAUGUUUCAUUAAAGUUGUGUUGAGCUACUCUUACAUGAAGUAGCCAGAAGCUUAAAUGAGCAUAUUUCUUGGAAAACACAAUGUGAAUAUCACUGUGCAACAAAAAGCAUCAAGGUAUAUAUUUUGGAGUCUAAUGUAAGAUACAAGCAUGGGUUUUUAAGAGUUGGAAAAUUUGGGUAUGAAUGCUAGCUUGACGACCAGUUGGUUGCUUGCUUUUCACCUUUUCGGGAGUUCUCGCUCUUGUGUCUAUAAAAUGAGAGUAUUCAUAACUGCUCUA